GAUGCAGCGCAAAGCAUGGCGGGAUAGUAAUCAACCGUGGUUUAUUCAUUCCAAGGAGACGCGUAAAUAGUCAAACGGCGAUCAUGGCAACCGGCCAUGGAAUGGCAAUGUUGACCAAUUCCUGCGUGAAAAACCCCAGGAUUCCGGGAUCUCGACUAGCGGCAAGCUUCAGCGAGAGACUGGACACUACUAAGAUCAAGAACAAGGGUCGUCAGGGGCAGAAAAGAUCGCCGGGGAGAAGGACGGAAAGUGUCGACGAGUUCCUCCGAUCAGACGACGACGAACCGAAAACCACUACUUCUACAGUCCAAGAUGUUUGGCUGAAGCCUGAGGACGGAGAGCCAGGAGCGGGCGGAGAUUACACAGGUGAACCACGGGUAUACGAGGAGGAUGUGCACCACACUGUCGACCCGAUUGGUGCUCUUGCCAACGAAAUGUCCAACAUGUCCACCGAUGAUUUCUAUGAAAAGAUGCAGGAACUGAAGAGAGAACACCAGAAGACCUUGACCAUGGUGCACGGGCUGUAUGAAGAAAUCCGCGAAGCAGAGGAGAGGCGAAGCCACAGAGAAGCAGACGCCAUGGAGAGUGCAGGCACGGAGGAGCUGUUCAGAGAUCUGGAUGACUUGAGAAGUAGCUUCAGGGCAUCCCGGAGUGCGGACAAGAUAAGGGACAUGACAGCAGCCAAGCCGCCUCUGCCCACCACCAGCAGCAGACCUCCCUCAAUGUCCAGCAGCAAGUUUGCCUGGUCAGCAAAAAGAGACCAAGACAUCGAUCUCAACUACCUGAAAAGGGCCAGAAGUCUGAGUGAACAGGACUUACGGAGGGCGGGGUCGGACAGCUAUGCUUCUAGUGAUGAUGAUGGCGGUGGCUAUGAGUACGAACUUGAAGAUCGCCCCUCACCCUGGCGGCAAACAACCCCAGGACCCACGCCGAUGAAUCGUAUAGAUAACAUGUGGGAUGACUUCUCUGUGGAUGACUAUGCUCCCAGGGGGAGGUCAGUGUCAAGAGCUUCUCGAACCAGCACCUCAACAAAGAAAAGCAAGGAGUGGUCUCCUAAGAUCACAAUUCCAGAACCCUUUGAAAUGACUUUGCGCGAGGCCAGCAAGCCAAAGAAAAAGACGUCUGCUAUGUUAGCCCUUCAAGAACACUUGAUCACCAAGCAACAACGAGAGGAAGCAGAGCUACAGAAGAAGUUCAAAGCCUCCCCAGCACCAGCACAUGUUUAUGUCCCAAUGUUUGAUGAUAUCAUGAGGGAACAGGAAGAGAAAAGGCAACAGAUCAGACAAUACAGCAAAGAAAUACUCAAGUCCAUGGAAAAACCUUUCAGCUUCUACAAGAGGGAAGAGGAGAAAAAGAAGGAAAGACUAGAACGGGCUCAGUUCAUGAUGAAGACCACCCCAAAAAAGAAGAAGGUAAAACAGUUCAAAGCCAAGCCCGUGCCUCGAUCCUUGCAUGACCCCGCAGCGGCAGACAGAAUCCUGGAGGAUGAGGAGUACAGGGCAAUUAAGAAGAAGAUGAGGGCAGAGGAACUCAUGAGAUCAGCUUCCCUCCCUCCAAGUAUGCAGGCGAGAGAGAAUGCCAAAAUGGCAACUUCACAAGGUAGAAUGUACAGCAAUAGGCCCAAGAGUGCCGGAUACUCAUUCAAACCAAAGAUAAGGCACUCAGUACCCGACUUUGACCACAUACACAAAAAACUGCAGUGGGAGCUCGGACAGAAGAGGAGAGCAAAGGAGGCCACUGUACAACAACCGUUCAACCUCCGCACGUCUCGUAUUCCCUCGAAGGCUCACAAGAUCUAUGAGGACAUAGAGAGGGACCAGCAGAGUCUGAAGGAGAACAGGUGGCCUUUCAGAGCGCCCCGGUCACGCCCCCUCUCCUCCCCGGGGCGGUUAUCCACGUCCAUGGACUCCAUCCCGGCUGCUACAACAGAGUCCACACGUAAGAGGACCCAGGCGGUGCGAGCAUCCCUGAUGGAGAGAGAGAUGUAUGAGCAGGAGGAGAGGAUGAGGGAGAGGCAGAAGAGACUGAAGGAGAAGGAGAUUAGAAAGUCUUUGGCCGCCAAGGCAAGGGCUAAUGAUCAGUCUCUGGCCCUCAGUGAAGUGAAUGAUGACAAGCUGAAGGAAUUCAGAGAUCAGGAGAGAGCCCGCCAGCUGGACUACAAGAGGUCGCUGAAUGAAAUGAUGGCAAGGGUGGAAAAUAGGCCAUAUAUGUUUGAGAGGCAAUCACAGAUCAAUGCAAGGAAGGCGGCUGAGAAGAAGUACCAAGAGGCCCUGCGCAGUGCUGGAGUGGACGAGGUCUUUGUUGCUGAAAGAAACAGCAGGUCUCAGUCCACCAGCUACAACCUGAGUGACAGUGACAGUGACAGUGACGAGGGGUCAUUCCAAAAUACUAGUACAAAGGACACUCGUCAGGACAGGAGUCCCUCAGUUAGUGAGGAGUCAGACUUGGAGAUGUAGAGUACCUGAGUAUGGUCAGCAACCAUUUCAGCAACAACGUAGCCUUUUUGUUCAAGUGCCUUAGAAAAAAGUACCCAUACUGCACUUUGUAUAGUAUGUUUUCAUAGUUAAUGGUAGUUGAACAAGGUGAAGUAAAAUCACACAUUUACAAAUUGUGUUAUGUUAGGUGUGGAAAAGCAGUUGCAAUGAGCUUGUAUGAUUGCUGCUAUUCAUUUAUGAAUGUAAAUAUCAGUUGAUGGACAGUAUUGUCUGUUUCACCCAGGCCAUGGCUGGGUCUUUUGUAUCCAAGUGUUUCUAGUAGUCUCUUUCACACUUGGAUGAUUGCCAGUGUUAGUAAAAAGACCAAGUAGGAGCUGUCACAAGGACCUGUUUCUCUGUCCCAAGAUGGAAAUUUGCCUGUAGGAUAAAGAAGACAAAAAUGUCACUUUCAAAAAAUCUGAACUUCAUGACAUGAAACUAAUGAAUAUGUAUUUUUGUAAGCUUAGAAUGACAAUUGAACAACAAAAAUCAACAAUACGAGCUCGCAAACAAGGAGUAAGAUAGAAAAAUAUUCAAAGGCAGAGACAGCACUGAACCAAACCAACUUUGUUAUUUACUUUGCUGGUCAUGGCAACAGCUUUCAACUGUAGCUGUACCCAUGAAAAUUGAAAAGCUUUCACUGAGCUUGUUUUACAUUUUUAACUUAUAGAGGUAAUCUAUUUACUAUGUUUUAAGUUGCCAUGAAAUUUAAAGACUACAGCAUUUUGGUAAUGUCUCAGGUUUGGACUUCGUCUGUGAUCUUAAAUUUUCUUUAUGGCCUUGUAUUGUGAACCAGCAGUGAAGAGACAAGGUGUUUUUCUGAGAUGAUAAGAAACUAAGAGGUGUUUUGAUCUUGGAUAUGUUUGUGUAAGUUUAAAAAAUGUUUUUUUUCUUCAUAUAUAUAUAAAAUGCAUUACUCACAUAAUGUCAAUGCACAAACAGAAAGCCAUCCAGUAUGUUAUUUGCUGUAAUUGACUCCUACUUCUUGAGGUAGAUGUAUAUAUACUAUACAGUAAUAAGCAAACAGUCCAAUAAAACAGUGAAGUCUUUCAACUU
Messenger RNA from Branchiostoma floridae (Florida lancelet), 3530 nucleotides. RefSeq names its product protein FAM161A-like. The record is from RefSeq and is a predicted model, not a curated record. Gene Ontology annotation, biological process: cilium organization. Lineage: Eukaryota; Metazoa; Chordata; Leptocardii; Amphioxiformes; Branchiostomatidae. The coding region runs from base 84 to 2456 and encodes 790 amino acids. The transcript is spliced from 3 exons. Gene Ontology annotation, cellular component: cilium.